CACGGUGGUAGUACAGGCAAAGACAUGAACUGGAAUUCAGAAUUUUGUGAAGGAACUCACAGGAAGCCAUGAGCAAAAAGGUGGCUGGAACAAAGGACGGGUGACUUUCGUAUGGGAUAAAGAGAUAACAUACAGCACAGCAAAGCCAUCAACACGGCAGCAUCAAAUUCCUUUCUACAGCAGCAGAGAUUAUCAUUGGAUGACUGUCAGAAACUUCAUAUUUUGGCCAGGCAUUGAAGAGGCAGAUUCUUGAGCCAUGGGAGACAGCUACAGAAAGGAACAAGGUCUGUAUUUUUUGCUUUUCCUUUGUCUUCCUGGAGCACUGAGUAUAUCACUUCACUAUUCUGUGCCUGAAGAAAAGAAAAGGGGGUCUUUGGUGGCUAAUGUGCUGGAGGAUUUGAAACUGGGAACAGGGGAGCUCUCUGCUCGCAGAGCCCAGCUAGUUUCUAAGAACACUAAGCAAUAUUUUCAUCUUGAUACCAAGACUGGGAAUUUGUUGAUAAAUGAUAAAAUAGACCGAGAAACAUUAUGUGGCCAGACUGAUCCUUGCUUAUUACACACUGAAAUUGUGUUGCAAGACCCCUUAAAGAUCUUCAGUAUUGAAAUCAAGAUAGAAGAUGUGAAUGAUAAUGUCCCCAAAUUCUCUAAGAAGGCAUUUGAUCUGGAAAUUCCAGAAAAUUUCUCUCCAAAUACACAUUUCCCCUUGGAAUCUGCCCGAGAUGAGGACCUGGGGAUAAAUAACAUCCAAAACUACACUCUCAGUCCGAAUGAACAUUUCCGGCUUGAUGUUAAAAGUGAAGAGGAUGGAAACAAGUAUGUGGAUCUUGUUCUGGAGAAGCCACUGGACAGGGAGAAGGACUCACACUUUAGACUGACUCUCACAGCUGUGAAUGGAGGGGAACCACAGAGAACAGGGACAGUUCAAAUAAAUAUUGAUGUUCUUGACAUCAAUGACAAUUCCCCACAGUUUACUCAUUCUGAAUAUAAAGUAAGGUUAAAGGAAAACAGCCCACAGGGAACUUUGGUCUUCAAAUUAGAAGCUACGGAUUUGGAUUUUGGUUCAAAUGCACAGAUCAUCUACUCAUUCUACAGAGUGCCUGAAGAAAUAUAUGAUCUGUUCCACCUAAAUGAAAACACUGGGGAAAUGACUCUUUCUGGUCAGCUUGAUUAUGAAAAAGAAACUAGCUAUGGCAUGAGCAUCAGAGCAACAGAUGGAGGGGGUCUUUUGGGACACUGCAAGGUCCUGGUAGAUGUUGAAGAUGUGAAUGACAAUGUCCCUGAAGUGUCCAUCAUAUCCAUCACUAGUCCUUUGGCAGAAGAUUCUCCCCUGGAGACACUUGUGGCUCUCUUCAGUGUCGCUGACCGAGACUCUGGAGACAAUGGCAGAACUGUGUGCUCUGUUGAAGUAAACCUUCCUUUUAUUUUAAAACUCACUAUGAAUAACUAUUACCAGCUUGUGGUCCAAAGUCACUUGGACAGAGAGAAGGUCUCAGAGUAUAAUAUCACCAUCACAGCCGUUGACCAAGGCUCCCCCAGGCUCACUUCAACAAGAGUUAUUAACGUUCAGAUCUCAGAUGUCAAUGACAAUCCUCCAGUAUUUGAAAAGUCUUCAUGUGAAAUGCAGAUACGGGAAAACAAUAUUCCAGGACUGCUCAUUGGCUCAGUCCGUGCUGCUGAUCUGGACACUGAGAAGAAUGCCAAGGUCACCUACUCUCUUUUGCCUGGGAAGGUCACUGAUGGCCUUGUGGCCUCUUACAUCUCAGUCAACUCUGAAAGUGGAAAUCUGUAUGCCCUCCGAUCCCUGGAUUACGAGCAGAUCAAAGACUUCAAAGUGACGGUGAGGGCUACAGAUGGAGGAUCUCCUCCCCUCAGCUCAGAGGUUACUGUCCGAGUCAUUGUCAUAGACGAAAACGACAACGCUCCCUUCUUCCUCUACCCUCUUCAGAACAGCACAUCCCCCUGCAAUGAGCUGGUCCCCAAGUUGGUGGAGGCCGGCUACCUGGUCACCAAGGUGGUGGCUGUGGAUGGAGAUUCUGGCCAGAACUCGUGGCUUUCCUAUGAGCUGCUGAAGGCCACAGACCCUGGUCUUUUCAGCCUAGGAGCCCAGAAUGGGGAAGUGAGAACCAGGAGAGCCCUGAGCGAGCGAGACACCAGCAAGCAGAGACUCCUGAUAGUGGUCAGGGACAACGGGCUCCCUCCCCAGAGCAGCACUGCCAUGCUCCAUGUCCUUCCCGUAGGUGGCUUUUCGGAUCCUUAUAUGAAGGCUGUGGAGGUCAGUAAAGAGGAACACGAAGAAGAUGGGACCUUGACCUUGUAUUUGGUGAUCUGCCUGGCUGCAGUCUCCUUUGUGUUCCUCGUUUGCAUUGUUUCCUUUGCUGCCAUCAAGAUCUGCAGGAGGGAUCCCAGGGAAAGUUUUAUCGCUGCCCCUCCUCACUUCCCACCUGCCAGACCCGACAUCCCAGAGAACUGUGGCGAUUCUCAGAGCGGGUCUCUUUCCAGGAGUUACCACUACGAUGUGUGCUUAACCGGUGGGUCCUUGAGCAGCGAGUUCAGGUUCCUCAGGCCCCUCAUUCCUGUUUUUUCUGUGGGGGACCCAAACCUCAAUGUGAACCAGACCACUCCUUCUGCUUCCCAAGAUAUUCCUAAUCUGGUGGAAGAAAAAGAAUCAGAGAAAAAGGUGAGGGAUUAUGCCAGUGAGUUAACUUGUGAUUAAUAAUGCCUUUUGCUUGGUUAUUAAUAACAUCAGAUGUUCUUCUUCUGUUGUACUUUGUUGAUAAUGUAUACAGUGACUAGAGAGACAGGGCUUCAGUUUUUAAUUUUAUUUCAAAUCCAUGUCAGAAUUGUUUCCCUCUUACUCUACAUCCUAUUCUUCUUCUGUUCCUUUGUUACCUUAUUGUUGAGUCUUCUCUGUAUUAAACAUAGCUCAAAAUGCUAUGUACUAAUCACAGUUGCUGCAUAUACAGCUGUGUGUACUAGAAUAUACCCCUAAGGUGUCUAAGACAGCUUACAUGCACACAGGGGCCCUUUAUGAGACGGACUUCCUGGUUAUAUAAAUUGUUUAUAAGGACUCUUGGUAGUUGCACCCCAUUUGCGGAGCGGCCUCCCAAGGGAGGCUUGCCCAGAACCAUCUUCAUGGCCUUUUUGGUGCUGGAUUAAGAGCUUUUUAUUGACCCAGACUUUUAAAACAGUUUUCAUUUCAAACAAACUCAAUCUGGACUCCCAUUGUGUUCUGUUUUGCCAUUUGAACUGCUAAUAUGUUAAGGGUUAGUUGGCUGAGUCACAUGGUGUCAUUAUAAUAAUUAAUUGGGGCAGUGGGGUGACAAUAAGAAUUAGCAGAGUGAACUGCCUUGUACUAAUGCAGACCAGUGGUGCUCUAUCGCAGUAUUGUCUACACUGACUGGCAGCUGCUCCCCAGGAUUUCGGACAGGGCUCUCUGCCGACCUACCUAAGGAUGCAAGGGAUUGAACCUGGGACUAACUGCAAAGCUGAUGGUCAACCAGUGAGCCAUGGCUCUCUGAUGCAAGGAGCAGGUCCUACAGUGUUUAGCUGGAAAAUGGCCUUACAGAAACUUGGAAGUGUAGGAAAUAUAUGUCUGAGGAAAGUCUAUGCUAAAUUUGGGAUAGAAAGGAUAAGAAAUGGCUCAUAUUUAAGAUAUUAGUUCUUUGACAAGGAACUUGAAUGACGUGUUGACAGGUGCAGUGUGUUUUUCUUCCAUAGACUUUGGUGGGACCCACACCCCCCAGAAUAUUUCUAUGUUUGUACUGUAUUGUGCUUAAUAGCAGAGUAACAUAUUUGUAGUUGUUAUUAAAAUGCAUUGUUAUGGCCAAUGCUAGUCAAUGGGAUUUCAUAAGUGUGUCUCCCACACAUGCUCAGUUUGUGCCUGCUGUGAGAAAAAGUUAAGCAUGUGCAUCUGUUAGGAGCAAAAAUGAAUGGGGACCAAAGGAGAUGAGAAAGAUUUAUAGGUAAGGGUCAUAGCUAUGGCACUUUGGUUAAGGGUGAUUUUGCUGAAUCACCUUCCACCAUUAUGAUGAGAAAUGGGUGUGGGCAAUAAGUUCCAUGACUCAUCGUUUGGAAAUGGUUCAGGGAAUUGGCUGGAAACCUGGCAGUGCGUUUUAUUUUCCAUUUUGCGUUUAUACAAGGGAAUGAUCUCCAGAAAUGGUGGAACAAGCAACAGAGAAAAUGGAAAAAGAGAAAUAGGAGCCACAGCCAGGAGCGUGGAAGAUGAAGCCAGAGAAUGAAUUUUGCAUGGGGAAGGGGAGUGAGGUUUUGUUGGGGGCACUAAACCGCUUUACUAAUCAUUGCAGCAUUUUGUUACGGGCUCCUACUUGUAUGAACAUGGAACCCAAUUCAAUUAGUAAAAGUGACUUUCACUCUCGAAAGUAUACAUUGUGACUGGGAAUUCUACUUCAUUCCAAGCUUCUCUUUACCUCUUAAACUGAAAUAUUAAUAUUAAUAAUAAUAUUUAUGCCCCACCAUCCCUCUGGGUUUCCCAAGACACUCUGGGCGGCUUACAGAAUAUAUUAAAACGUAAUAAAACAUCAAACAUUAAAAACUUCCCGAAACAGGGCUGCUUUCAGAUGUCUUCUAAAAGCUGUGUGGUUCUUUAUCUCCUUGACAUCUGAAGGGAGGGCAUUACACAGGCAGUCUGCCACUGCCAAGAAGGCCCUCUGCCUGGUUCCCCGUAACUUCAAUUCUCGCAGUGAGGGAACCAGCAGAAGACCCUCAGAGGAGGACCUGAUUCUCAGGAGAACUCUGCAGAUUCUGGUGCUGGAUCUCUAUCCCAGGCUUACAACUAUGAGGUGU
Messenger RNA from Podarcis raffonei (Aeolian wall lizard), 4803 nucleotides. RefSeq names its product protocadherin beta-16-like. Gene Ontology annotation, molecular function: calcium ion binding. Gene Ontology annotation, cellular component: plasma membrane. Bases 257 to 2713 code for a protein of 818 amino acids. The transcript has a single exon. The record is from RefSeq and is a predicted model, not a curated record. Lineage: Eukaryota; Metazoa; Chordata; Lepidosauria; Squamata; Lacertidae. Gene Ontology annotation, biological process: homophilic cell-cell adhesion.